Molecule: messenger RNA, 3149 nt
Organism: Lytechinus pictus (painted urchin)
Lineage: Eukaryota; Metazoa; Echinodermata; Echinoidea; Temnopleuroida; Toxopneustidae
Product: proteasome subunit beta type-1-B-like
Exons: 6
Coding region: 162-854 (230 amino acids)
Cellular component (GO): proteasome core complex
Source: RefSeq, a predicted model, not a curated record
GCCAUCUACAUUUCAUAAUUGGGUAGUGUCGUUUCGGUCGCUUUUUGGAGCUCAUGACUGGCAAAAAUUGAGAUUGAGACCAAAAAAAUAAUCGUUUUAUUUGUAUAUUUAAAGACUAUUUGUUGAAUUAUUUUGUGCCAAAAUAAAAGGAGGCCAACAUCAUGCAGGGAAUGCACGAGACCGUCCCGAGUUAUCAUCCGGUGGAACAACAGAGAUUCAAUCCAUACACAUUCAAUGGAGGAACCAUCAUGGCUAUGGCUGGUGAUGACUAUGCAAUCAUUGCUUCAGAUACAAGGCUCAGUGAAGGUUUCUCAAUACACACCAGGGAUAGUCCAAAGACCUAUCAAUUAACUGAUGGUACUGUUUUAGGAUGUGCUGGUUUCCAUGGUGAUGUUCUAACAUUGACAAAAGUUCUUAGUGCAAGACUGAAGAUGUACGAGCAUGAGCACCAUAAGAAGAUGUCUACCACAGCAAUAGCAGCAAUGCUUUCAACGAUACUGUACUAUCGGCGAUUCUUUCCUUAUUACGCCUACAACAUUCUAGCCGGGCUUGAUGAGCAAGGUAAAGGUUGUGUUUAUAGUUUUGACCCUGUAGGUUCAUAUGAACGAGAGACGUACAGGGCUGCAGGUUCAUCUAGCGCCCUCUUACAGCCGCUUCUGGACAACCAGAUCGGUGGCAAGAACCAGGAAGGCUGGGUGAAGGAGCCGAUUCCGUUGGAGAAGGCCGUCGCACUAGUCAAAGACGUCUUCAUCUCGGCAGCAGAGCGCGACAUCUACACCGGCGACGGGAUCGUACUUCACGUUCUUACGAAAGACGGCUGCAAGGAGGAGAGGUUCCCUCUAAGACGGGAUUGAUCCCUUUUCCUUCCUCUUUGUAAUUACAUGUAUCUUGUUUGUACAGUGUAAAUUUCUCAGCAUACUUUUGUUUUGACUCGUACAGAAUUUAGAAAAUGUCACAUGAUGGGGGGGGGGGGGGGAUGAUCAGAGAGAGAUCAGAAUUUUAAAGUAUGGGUAUGCCUGUGAUUUAAUUCCCAAUAUUUGAAUAACUUUUGUCAAUUUGGUAUUCAUGGCAAGUUGUGCAUGAAAUAUGAUUUUAUAGAAAAUGCUCACCCUUAAGAAUCAGAUUAUGGGAACGGGAGGAGGAGCUAUACAGGCUGGCCCCGAGAUCCAUAUCACCUGUCGCCCUCAAUGAUUUCCAAUGCUUAACUACAGUAGAACUUGGCAGACCCUGUACAAUGUAUAUGGGGUUUUGCAAAAUCAUUGUUAUUAAGAAAGAGCCAUGGUAUUGUUUUAUCUAUCCUAAAAAUAAUAGGACCUAGUCCUAGCAAUCGUGACAUCAAUGUUAACUUGUAUAGGCCUACUGGUAAACAUGUUGGUGAUUUGUAUUAUUGAUUUUGGAAAUAUCUUCACAAAGGCUCCACACUAACUUUUUUUCUUGGUGGCCCGAUUAGUCCACCAAAAUCAUUAAUUUCAUAUUUUUGGUGGCCCGCAAAGCAAAUUUGGUUGCCCUAUAGCCAAAGAAAGCAUUACAAUUAAUAAAGACUUUGGUAGCCCAAUCAGGCCACCAAGUGUGGGUUUUUACAGAAUUUUGGUGGCCAGACUCUCAUUUUUGGUUGCCCGGGCCACUGCUGAUGUCGAGCCCUGUCUUCACUUUGUAAUGCCAUCUGAAAUGUGUGCAAAUAGGUCACUUAGUACAUUGUACCUUGGCAUUUUUCUAGUUCUGCAAUCUUCUUUCUUUAUAUUUGCGUAAGGUUUUGGUAAAUGAAAUACCCUACAAUGACUUUUCAGUUAAUUAUUUAAAGGCAUUCAUAGCCUUGUCCAGGAUUCAAAGUCAAAAUGUGAUUCAGCCAUUAAUUCAGUUAUGAUUUUAAUCCUUCAGGGCCCUGUCUUACAAAGAGUUGAAUUGAUCUGAUCAACCACAACUAUGGCAAGCCGGUAACGUCAGCAUCUGAAAUGCAUGUUUAUUCAAAUGUUUUCUACAUUGAUGGUGUUUACUCAUACGUUCUUCUUCUAGUCUGGUACAGUCCACCAAUGACGUAUUAUCGUAUUACCUUUUACCACUGGCGUUUUUAUCAUUGUUUACACAUUACAUUGUGCAAAUAUCCUGUAGGAAUGUUAUGACAUUGAUAAUAAUAAUGUUAAUAAUGGACAGUUUUUGUAUAGCGCAUAACACAUCACAAAUAAGUCUCUAUGCGCUUGAGAAAAUAAAGGAGAGGAAGAGAAGUGUUGGUGUGUUCAUUUUGUUGAGGCUACGUACAAUUUCAAUAAGUAUGUUUUAAGAGCUGUUUUGAAUUUGUUGAUGGAAUCGAUUGUUUCCAGGGAAUUUGGAGUUUGUUCCACAAAACAGGGGCUGCAUGGAUUUCCAUGGCAUUGAUGUUGAUUGGAUCAAUCGCAACUCUUUGUAAGACAGGGCCCAGGUCAGACGGGAUUGGCCAGAGCUUAAAUACAGGACAUCAGGGUCCCGUAACACAAAGGUUAGCGAUUAAUCGUACUCUUGAUUUUCACGAUCGAUUGUACAUUGUAGUAAAUGGAAUCGAUCGCAGAAAAAUAUUCUACGAUCAUUGCAAAAAGCUUUGUGUUACUGGACCCAGGUUAUCUGUGGUUCCACCAUUCUUUCCCAACAGGCAUGGAGAUGCAGUAUACGUCUCAAUUCUUCAUUGCGAAUUUACCUACUUUUAAUAAAUGUUCAUCAACAUCAGUUUAUUUUAGAUUGAAUACUGAUGUUUUUAAACAUAAUUGAGAAAACCACCUGGAUGGCCAUAUUCUACUCAUUAGGUAAAUUUUGGCAUAACUGAAUGAAAAGCUUUAUGAAACGACCCCCCUUGGAGUCAUUUCACAAAGAGUUGAAUGUGACUAAGAGUCGCCCUUAAAUUUCAGUUGCACGCAGUUUAUGACGCAUCACCGCAUUUGUCAGAUCAUGCGCACAUCCGUGCAUCCAUGUUAAAUAACAUGUGCAUGUUGCCAUUAACGGUUUAAGGAUGACUCUUCACACUCAACUAUUUGUAAAACACCCCCCUGAACUAGUGAUCCAUGUUAACCAGUCGAAGGAUGGAGACAGGACAUGACAUUUCCUAAUAACAUUCUAGAUUAUUUAAUGAUAAUCGUUGUAUGCACGGACAGAAUAAUAAAGAGAAUAAGUGUGAAGACAAA